Xiphophorus hellerii (green swordtail) is the source of this 1957-nucleotide messenger RNA. It is a transcript of the gene slc46a2, whose product is annotated as solute carrier family 46 member 2. The record is from RefSeq and is a predicted model, not a curated record. Gene Ontology annotation, biological process: transmembrane transport. Bases 307 to 1641 code for a protein of 444 amino acids. The transcript has 7 exons. Gene Ontology annotation, molecular function: transmembrane transporter activity. NCBI's taxonomy places the organism in Eukaryota, Metazoa, Chordata, Actinopteri, Cyprinodontiformes, Poeciliidae. Gene Ontology annotation, cellular component: membrane.
ACAAUACAUGAAUAAAAGGCUGAGAAAAUGCUGGGAAAAUUCCUAAAAGGUUGUUUGUUUUUUUUGGCACUGAUCACCAGCACUAUAGUAAUUCAUCUGAUGAAUAACCGGUUAGGUUCCUACAUUUUAGGGAACAUCGGAUGAGACGCUGACAGAUCGCACCGAACAGAUGAGGAAAUGGGCCGGCAGAGUCCCUCCCAGUCAGAGGCAGUUCACUUCUGCGACUCAUUGUGAUUUUCAUAAAAGAGCAACAACCGCAGCAACCAGUCACUGUUGGUCCCUCUGAAGAGCCCAACACCCAAAGUCAUGGCGACGCCGAGUUUGUGCCACGCAGCCUUCGCGGUGUUUCGGCAGAUAGAGCCGAUCAUCGUGCUGGAGCAGCUGGGCAGCACUCUCUUCGACACCGCUCUGCAGAUGGUGGUGAGGGAUAGGACCGCCAACAUCACCGACCCCGGUCACUCCAGCGAGGAGAGCCAGCAGACGGCCAUCACCAACUUCUACAUGACCUAUAACCUCAUCAUCCAGUUCACGCCCAUCAUACCCGCGCUGGUCCUGGCCAGUCUCAGCGACCGCGGUUGGAGGAGGGCGCCCAUCGUGGUGCCCCUGAGCGGGUACCUGCUGUCCAGGCUCGCCCUGCUCCUGGUGGUCAUUUUCGGUCUUCCGCUCAAGCUGAUGUUUGCAGCCGCGGUGGUUUUCGGGCUCUCCGGGGGCUUCAGCGCCUACUGGCCCGGCAUCAUGACUCUGGCGUCGCUCGGCUCCACGGCGGCUGAUCGCUCCAAGGUGAUGAUGAGAGUGGAGCUGCUGUAUGGGUUAACAGGAGUGGUGGGCAGCUUGGUGUCAGGUCAUCUGUUCCUGCUUUACAGCUCCAGUCUGGGAAACGGAACCGUCCUGCUCUCUGUGAGCACGCUCGUGAACCUGCUCUGCUUCAUAUUGGCUGCAGCCCUGCUGCAGGUGAAACGAGUGAACAGCGAGGACUCAGAGGAAAGCUACCACCUCCUCUCCCACGCCUCCCGUCAUGCUCGUCUCGUCGGGUGUUGUGCUGGGGUAAACAUGGUGAACGUGGCUCUCCUGUUUGCGGCGGCCUUUCUCUACGACUUUGCUGUGGGCGGAGCCAUAGAGAUCCUGGGCUCCUUUGUGCUGAAAUCGCCGCUCAGCUGGACCGCCACACAAGUGGGAUACGGAAAUGCGGCGGGCUGCGGGAUUUUCAUCACCAGUUUCCUUGGCGUCAUCGUGUUCCGGAAAUGCGUCGGUGACGAAACGAUGAUCCUGAUUGGCAUGCUGUCGUUCGCUGUGGGGAUCUACGUCAUGUCCUUCGUCACUACGACCUCCCUUUUCUACAUUGCCCGUCUAUUAAACCUCUUUGCGCUCAUCCCGAUGCCGACAAUUAGGGCCCUGGUUUCUCAGCAGGUUCCUGCGUCCCGAUGUGGCAUCGCUCUGACCUCUCUGCAGAUGACUCUAAAGGUGGCCGGCGCUGUCUACAUUCCUGCUUUCACAAAGAUCUAUCAGAACAGUCUGACCUGGUUUCCAGGCCUAGUCUUUAUGAUUUCCAGCGUCAUCACAGUCAUUUCCAUGAUACCCGUCAGCAUCGUCGGUUGCAGGUCGGCUCAGAAGCAAGAGUACGUGAGGAUUCAGGGAGACUGAAGAAGCACCACAGACAUGAACAGUGAGCUCUUUCUAUUACAAGCAAACUGGGAAAUGAGACGUAAGUGUUUGCCACUUCCUCAAAGCUGCUAACGCAGCAUUUUUGAAAAUAUCUGCCUACCAUAAUUUCCAUUGUGGUGUGAUGGAUGGUACUUUAAGAUAAGAUAAGAUAAGAUAAAUCUUUAUUGUCAUUGUCACAAGGACAACGAAAUUCAAAUCUGACAAAUAUGCAAAACCCACUGGACAAAAGCAAAAAAAAAAAAAAAAAAACAUUAAGAUUUUGAAAUUAUGUCAAAGGUUACAGGAAAACGUCAUC